Molecule: messenger RNA, 2920 nt
Organism: Pistacia vera
Lineage: Eukaryota; Viridiplantae; Streptophyta; Magnoliopsida; Sapindales; Anacardiaceae
Exons: 13
Coding region: 239-2623 (794 amino acids)
Biological process (GO): autophagy
Cellular component (GO): intracellular membrane-bounded organelle
Molecular function (GO): protein binding
Source: RefSeq, a predicted model, not a curated record
UCACCCACCGCUCGGUUAAGCCAUUCUGGCUUUGCCCCUCGGCUUUAGGUUUUGUCGCUAUCUGAAAUUCCCUAAUUCACCACUCUGAUAGUCUGGUUUCUUCUGUUCAUUCGAGAUCGCCUGAAUUUGUGAAAUUAGGGUUCCAGGACGUGCAUCUCUGUUCAAUUAUCUCAUAUUCAUAAUUAGAUAAUCAUUCCCAUAAUUCUUUAGAGUUUUCUUAUGACGGUCGUCUAGAGAGAUGACGGGACUUGCCAGACCACUCGAUCGAAACUCCGUCCAGUCACGACCCUCCAAUCAGUCUCAUCGCAGAAAUGUUUCCCGCUUGUUAGCGCUGAGAGAGAUAUCGCCCAGAACAAAAUAUGUGCAGGGAAGGCAGUGGGGGGAAGCUUCUAGAUCGAGUGCUCGUGGGUCCAGGAACGAAUCAUUGAGAGACAUCAAGCAUGGUCUUGUUUCAUGGGUUGAGGCAGAAUCAUUGCGGCACUUAUCAGCCAAGUAUUGCCCUUUGCUGCCUCCUCCGAGGUCAACUAUUGCUGCAGCAUUUAGUCCUGACGGGAGAACGCUUGCUUCUACACAUGGUGACCACACUGUAAAGAUAAUUGAUUGCCAAACUGGAAACUGCUUGAAGGUCUUAAGUGGUCAUCGGAGGACACCUUGGGUGGUUAGGUUCCACCCAUUACGUCCAGAAAUACUUGCAAGUGGGAGCUUGGAUCAUGAAGUUCGUCUAUGGGAUGCAAACACGUCAGAGUGUAUAGGAUCUCGUGAUUUCUAUCGCCCCAUUGCUUCUAUUGCUUUCCAUGCUGAAGGUGGACUCCUUGCCGUUGCGUCUGGCCACAAGCUGUACAUAUGGCCCUACAACUACAGAGGGGAAGCUUCCUCACCAAUAAUUGUGUUGAAGACAAGGCGCUCACUUCGAGCUGUACAUUUUCACCCACAUGCUGCGCCAUUUCUCUUGACUGCAGAGGUGAAUGAUCUUGACUCUUCAGAUUCCUCGAUGACACGGGCAACAUCUCCGGGUUACUUGCGAUAUCCUCCUCCUGCUGUUUUUGUGGCAAAUGCUCAAUCUAGUGACCGUGUUAAUUUGCCUGCUGAACUUCCUCUCAUGUCCAUGCCUUUAUUGUUUGUGCCUUCUGUUUCUAUAGAUGAUUCAAAAAUAGAUUUGGAGCAUGCUAAUAGGCAUGUUGGCUCAAGAAACAUGCAAGUGGAGUCAUCUGCUUCAAUGCAGUUCCAGUCAGAUGUAAAUGUUUCAGAACAGCAAGAUACUACAGUGUCUCCUAUGGAGAUGUUAUCUGUGAGUCGUCCUGGAUCAUAUCCUGGUACAGAAGAAUCUGUAAACAAUUCUUUCCCUAAUGCGAUAGAAAGUGGUGUUUCUGACCAUCAAGUGGACGCUAUGGAUACAGAUGAAAUGCAACCAGUAGGGGCAAGCCAACUAUGUAACUCGACCAACCUAGAUAAUCUUAGUGGUGCAACGAGGGGAAUACCUGCACAUAUUUCCACUCGAUCAACUAUCACUGAAUUUGGCCAACUUCAGCAGUUUUUACCCAUUAGGGAUCCAUCUUGUUGGGAGCUUCCAUUCUUGCAAGGAUGGUUAAUGGGCCAAAGCCAAGUUGGUGUUUCCCCAGUGCUUCCUCUUGGUGGCGGUAGUCGUGAUCAUACAGCUCAAUAUGGGGGUUCCAGCUCAAUGCCUCAUCCAUCUACGUUUAAUGUUGAGGCCGCGGUAGCUUCAUUAACAGUGCCUGGCAGCAUGAACUUAUCUACGGUUCCUGGAAGACCCAAUCGACAUCAUAUUUCUCACACCCGAUUCUCUGGAUCUGAGUCUGGACAAGUUGCUUCUUCCAGUAAUGUUCUACAUGAUAACACUGAUGCUCAACCUAUCAUCAGCAGAAUUCAGUCUGAACUUGCCACGUCACUGGCUGCAGCUGCAGAGUUACCUUGUACUGUGAAGCUCAGAGUAUGGUCACAUGAUAUAAAAAAUCCUUGUUCUCUACUUGAUGGUAAAAAAUGCCGCUUGAUAAUACCACAUGCAGUCCUUUGUAGUGAAAUGGGUGCCCAUUUUUCACCGUGUGGGAGAUUUUUAGCUGCCUGUGUUGCUUGCAUACUUCCUUGCUCUGAAGCUGAUCCAGGGCUACAAACCUUAGUCCAUCAAGAACCUGGGACUGCUACAUCCCCAACUCGCCAUCCAAUUUCAGCACACCAAGUCAUGUAUGAGCUUCGUAUAUAUUCGCUCGAGGAGUCAACUUUUGGUUCAGUUCUUGUAUCGCGGGCAAUUAGAGCUGCUCAUUGUUUGACUUCAAUCCAGUUUUCACCCACUUCGGAGCAUAUAUUACUUGCUUAUGGUCGUCGUCACGGUUCUCUUCUUAAAAGUAUCGUUAUUGAUGGUGAAACAACAUCACCUAUUUACACUGUUCUUGAGGUUUACAGAGUUUCAGAUAUGGAACUUGUGAGAGUGCUUCCUAGUGCAGAGGAUGAGGUCAAUGUUGCUUGCUUUCAUCCUUUUGCUGGAGGAGGUCUUGUUUAUGGGACCAAGGAAGGGAAACUUAGGGUCCUUCAGUAUGAUAGAGCUCCUGAUGCAAACUGUAGUGGACCAAAUUAUUUUAAUGCUGAAAACAUGGCAGAGGUAGAGUAGUGAGCAAGGUUACAAUAUAAUCAUUCUUUUGGUGUUUAGAUACUUUUUUUGGUUAAUAAAUUGAAAAUAACCUGCUUUCGUGAUAGGUUCUGUUCAUUUUUUCCUUUUUAUCUUCUCUCCUUUUAACAGAGGAGAGAACAAUGUGAAAUAUCUUAUACAUUUGGUAACUUUAAAGUUUACUUCUCAUUUAAUGUAUCUCAUUCGAUUUCUAAUGGGAUUGGUGCUCAAGAUGUUCUGUAGCUCACUUUAAAAAGCUGUUAAGUUAGAAGAUAUAACACUGACCACCCCUUGUAUCUC